AUGUCAACAGAAUCGAAAAACAUCGUUCGCCUCCGAGCAGGCGUCGAGCACGAGCUUGUUUUCAGACACUCGGACUUGAAACCCACAGAUUCCCCCUGCUCACAAGAGGAUCUCAAAGCAAGGCAAUGGAUAGCAAAGAAGCUCCACGAUGUUGAUGGCAUCUCCGUCGAUCUAAACGUCGCCGACACAAAAGUUCGUGCGACAUCAGCCGUGUACGAGUCAGACUGGACAUUGCCGUACGAAUCGGGACUCAACGUUUCGGAACAUGCUACUACGAGCGGCUACUAUGAUCUCGAGUUAGCCUCGCCAGUAGCGGACAUCAGCAGUAUGGAGUGGAUCAAACAGACUCAGGCUAUCUUCGCAAUGUUUCGCGACAAGAAAAUCAACGUCCUAGUACCGGCUGAUACCUGCGCCACUCACGUCCAUAUUUCACCCUUACAUGUCGAGUGGGACUUAAACGCCCUCAAAUCUGUUUCCAAGGCAAUCAUAUACUACGAGCGAUGUAUUGAUGCGCUUAUUGACAAGAGGCACCUCAGCAGCAGCUGUUGCAAGGAUUCAAACUUUGCGAGUGUGCUAUACCAGAGCGAUGUCCCUGAAGAUCUUUACAAUAAAACCUUCACAACAGAGUCGAAUGAUGGUACUGCCAGUCCGCAACAAGAUUUGAUGAGCAUGCUUUGGAAGAAAAUUGAUCAGUGUUCUGAGAAGAUAAGCUACACGGGUGACGCUGAUAUACUGACAUCUUCUAAACGAGAAACUCCCGAAAUCACUAGGAAUCACCGCUGGAACUUCCGACCCCUUCUCGAUGAGAGUGAGAUGACGCAUGUUGCUGUGGAUGGUUCUCCGCAUGUGCUAGGCACGAUAGAAUUCAAGCAACCUGAAGGAUCUGAUACAGCUGACAAAGCGAUUGGGUGGAGAUUGUUCGCAACGGGCUUUGUGCAGGCGGCUUUGUGUUGUAAAUCUGGCGACAUCAUCGCAGCAGAAGUACCGACAGUCAAAGAGUUGCAGGGUUUCGUUGAGCAAGGCGUCGAUGCGAAUGGAUGUGAUACCAAGAGGGUGAAGGUUGUCUUUGAGCGAAAUUCUGGGGCUGAGCCAACGAAUAUUGAAUUCUACAAAGCUGGAAAGGAAAACUUCGAGGAGUAUAGAAUUACCCGUGGGGACGGAAGUCUAUCGUCUGAUUUGGAGGACUGGGAAGUUCCUGUGCCCCAGUAA
Didymosphaeria variabile is the source of this 1209-nucleotide messenger RNA. RefSeq lists its product as uncharacterized. The transcript is spliced from 3 exons. The record is from RefSeq and is a predicted model, not a curated record. The coding region runs from base 1 to 1209 and encodes 402 amino acids. NCBI's taxonomy places the organism in Eukaryota, Fungi, Ascomycota, Dothideomycetes, Pleosporales, Didymosphaeriaceae.